This is a messenger RNA of Darwinula stevensoni, 2509 nucleotides long. Lineage: Eukaryota; Metazoa; Arthropoda; Ostracoda; Podocopida; Darwinulidae. The record is from the annotation of a GenBank genome assembly.
ACGAUUCAAGGACAGAAGAAGCCUCGCUUCAGCGUAGACAAAGUGGAUGCUCUCGCCACAUCCGUUCUGGAUAAGAAAGCAAUCCUUUACGGAAAGUUAUCGGCAACGAUCAACUCUAAGAAGAAACACGAAGCCUGGAGCGCUGUUGCGCAUGAAGUCAGCAGUGUAAGAGGAACUAAAAGGGACAUUGCCGAUGUGAAGAAGAAAUGGCAGAAUAUUUGCAUGGAGGUGAAGAAGAAAGAAGCAGAGAGAAAAAAAGCUCAAAAAGAUACAGGGUGUGGUAGUCCCCCACCAGACCUAACAGAGACAGAAUGGAACGUUCCACUAGUGCUUGGUUGGGAGCUUGUCCAAGGAAUCGAUGGAGCUAUGGACACGGACGCGCCUCUUAAGAAACAUCCUCCAUUGCUGUCCUACAUGAAACUGAAUGUGCAAUACGGCGACUGGAAUCUCAAGAUCGUCAGCGGAAUCUGGAAUCCAUUGUCGGACACAUUUCCGGAGAAAAAUUCGCUAUCGACCCGCAGAAAUGAAGUUGAAGCAAUUGCGAGUGAAUACUUCACUCACAGAAUGUUUCUCGAGAGAAGCAGUAGGGACUCUGCAGGCAGCGGUGUCGGCGGAAGCAUGGAGCUCGGCCUCUCCCUCGUCAUCCUCCUCUUCUUCGUGGUGUUCUCUCACCAGCUGGGUGAAUCCAGACACCGCACGACCGCGCCGUCUUCUCCGACAUUGGACCCCACCCAGCCGAGCCCCGAACAAGGGAACCUCAACUCGUCCUUGACGUCUCAGCGACAGCGGGCCCAGAUGAUCCGUCGACUGCUCAGGAAUAAUAGGCUGGACCGGCCUCAAGAAGGCACCGUUCGUCUCAUCGGUGGCAAAGAUUUCAAUCAAGGGAAUGUGGAGAUCUUCCACGUGGGGAGAUGGGGGAGCAUUUGCGACGACGAGUGGGACGACCGGGAUGCUCAGGUCGUUUGCAGGGAGCUUGGUCUUCCAGGGGUCGCCCAUGCGACUCAGAAUUCCUACUUUGGGGAGGCCAAAGCUCGGAUCUGGAUGGACAACGUGUAUUGCAUGGGGGACGAAGAGACUCUGUCGGCAUGCCGUUUUGACGGCUGGGGGAUCAACGACUGCGGGAAGAACGAGGGAGCUGGGGUGACAUGCGAUGCACUCUCGUCGUCCACCACCUCCACGUCCAGAACAUCCUCAGAGACCCUGUCUGGAGAUAUGCCCGUUCAAGCCAAAAAACUCCCAAUCAAGUCGUUCAGCGAUGGAAACCUUCAGGUCCGUCUCAUGGGCGGUCGAACGAGCACGGAGGGAAGGGUGGAAGUAAAACACGGAGACAGCAGUUGGCACACGGUCUGUGGUGACGGCUGGGGCCUGGUGGAAGCCCAAGUCAUCUGUCGUCAACUGGAAUUCGGAUACGCAGCAGACGCCCGACCCACGGAUUUCUUCGGAGGGACCAAAGCGGACAUGGCCCUCAGCGGGGUGAAGUGCACAGGCACCGAACUUUCCUUGGACGAAUGCAUGCACAGCCAUUGGGGGGAUGUAUUCUGCCCUGGCGAUCACACCAAUGUCGCCGUCGCCGUCUGCCUUCAAGCAGAGCCAAUCUUGUAUGUUCCAGCCAUGCCAGACUUGAUUCCAGAUUUGAUCGAGCUGCAGCGGUCCAUGUACCUCGAAGACGUUCAACUCUGGUUCCUCCAGUGUGCCAUGGAGGAGAACUGCCUCACCUCCUCAGCCUAUAAACUUCAGAGUGCAAAUCAGCAGAACUGGCACCUAGAGACCCGACGAUUGCUUCGAUUCACGGCCAGGAUUGCAAACAUCGGGACGGCGGAUUUCCUGCCUUUCAUGCCCAAGCAAGCUUGGCAAUGGCACCAAUGUCACAUGCACUACCACAGCAUGGAAUUGUUUGCCCGCUACGAUGUCAUGGAUCCAUACACAUUGGCACAUGUGGCAGAGGGACAUAAAGCCUCGUUCUGCCUGGAAGACAACGCGUGUAAGGAAGGUGUGGAACCCGUUUACAAUUGUAACAACUUCGGGGACCAAGGAAUCUCCGUGGAUUGCACGGACACCUACGCCCACAACAUCGACUGUCAAUGGGUGGACAUCACCGACGUCAAACCAGGCAGCUACAUCUUCAAGUUUUCCAUAAACCCGGAGUAUAAGGUGGGAGAGAUGACAUUCGAGAACAAUGCCAUCACGUGCAACCUGUCCUAUUCGCAGACAUUCGCCUUUGUGCACAACUGCACCCUGGGAAGACCCUGACCGUGAAUGGUGAACGAACACACCAACACUCUCAGCUUCCGUCCAUCUGCGCCAUGCUAUCCUUCCUUUUACAAAGGAUGCUGUACUCCCUCAUCGCAAACCCCCUUCGCAAAAUACUUGUCUGCUUCUAAGACGAUCUUUACUCUUCCCCUCGUUCUGUAUGACAGAACUGAGUUUUUGCUCUCGUUUCCUACCGAGACCCCGGAUUGUGUAUAUGAUGCAUACGCUUAGAACAGUUCCUGGCGAUCCCCUUUCCCCC